AGAGGCAUUAGGUCCCCCCCACCCACCCAUACACGCACUGCUGCAGUUAUUUGUUCAUUUCUUCUCUUUCUUUUCCUUUACUCACGCAUUCCCCCCCACCCCCUUCUCCGCUCCAUCAGAAUCAGAAUGGCCAACUGAUUCCUCCAUUCAUAAAGACUUUGAAUUUCGCAAUGAAUUUUAAUAUUUCGGUUACUCUGUUCCUUGUGGUUACGGUUUCGUUUGAAUAUUGUGAAGCUCUUAAGCAAGGACAAAGUUGUGUAGCCAAUGGCAACUGUGAUUCAGGGCUACAUUGUGAGACUUGCCUCGCAAAUGGCAAUGUACGGCCGCGUUGUACUCGAAUUCAGCCCGUCAAUCCUCUAUCAAAGGUGAAAGGAUUGCCAUUUAAUCGGUACUCUUGGCUGACGACGCACAAUUCUUUUGCCAAAUUGAAAGCAAAGUCCGGGACAGGAGGUGUAAUAUUAGCUCCAAUGAAUCAGCAGGACACCAUCACCGAUCAGCUAAAUAAUGGUGUUAGAGGUUUAAUGCUUGAUAUGUAUGACUUCAACAAUGACAUCUGGCUAUGUCACUCAUUUGGAGGGAAAUGCUACAAUUAUACAGCUUUUCAACCUGCAAUCAAUGUCUUGAGGGAGAUAGGAGUGUUUCUUGAAGCCAAUCCUUCAGAAAUUGUUACAAUUAUAAUUGAGGACUACGUUACAUCACCAAAUGGCCUAAACAAGGUGUUCAAUGCGGCUGGGCUUAGAAAAUUCUGGUUUCCAGUUUCUCGGAUGCCUAAAAAUGGUGGAGAAUGGCCAACUGUAGUUGAUAUGGUUCAGCACAAUCAGCGAUUGGUUGUCUUCACAUCCAAGUCUGCCAAAGAAUCUUCAGAAGGCAUUGCUUAUGAGUGGAGAUACUUGGUAGAAAACCAAUAUGGAGAUGGUGGCCUGAAACCUGGUUCUUGUCCAAAUCGUGCAGAAUCAUCUGCUAUGAACAAUAAGUCAAAGUCGUUAGUCCUUAUGAACUACUUUCCUGAUGCCCCAGAUCUUACUCAAGCUUGCAAACAUAAUUCAGCCCCACUCAUUGAAAUGAUGAAUACAUGCCACGAAGCUGCUGGUAAAAGGUGGCCUAACUUCAUCGCUGUUGAUUUUUACAGGAGAAGUGAUGGAGGUGGAGCCCCUGAAGCUGUAGACUUGGCAAAUGGACAUCUAGUCUGCGGGUGUACAAACAUUGCCUCUUGCAAGGAGAAUAUGACUUUUGGAGCAUGUGACCUGCCUGAACCAAGCAUUUCUCCAAUUACACCAGCUGCUGCAGCUAAAAAUGUAACAAGCUUUUCAAAUUUGAAUUUCCAACCAAAGCUGCAAUGGUUUUUGGGAACAACAUUAGUGUGUUUUUUCUUGUUGUAAUUGAGGACCAACAGCCUACCCAACUUUAUAUUUGCUUCACAAGUACUAAGGAUUAGACUUUGUUGAAAGCAUAUGUAGAGAAAGGGGUUAUUUUUUAGUAGGUGAUUACGACUACAACCAGACAAACUGAUUAGCCAAAAUUAAUCUUCUGAUGUGCUUUCGGAGUGUAGAAAAUUGGAGCUUAGGAGUUUGAAUGGUGUGUGGAUCAAUCUUCCAUAAACUUUGCAUCUUUCCUUUGGUAAAACAGCUGAUGUGAAGUUAGUUUAGCUUAUGGCACGGCUACUUGGAUAUGGAAAGAACUUGGUGAAAACCUCUACAUGUAACUGAUUCUGGUGAUCCAGUUUGUUUUCGAAAUGAAAAUGCAGAAUAGUGAAAAUGAUUCUAUUUUGCUA
Capsicum annuum is the source of this 1771-nucleotide messenger RNA. Its product is annotated as PI-PLC X domain-containing protein At5g67130. The coding region runs from base 171 to 1379 and encodes 402 amino acids. The record is from RefSeq and is a predicted model, not a curated record. The transcript has 9 exons. NCBI's taxonomy places the organism in Eukaryota, Viridiplantae, Streptophyta, Magnoliopsida, Solanales, Solanaceae. Gene Ontology annotation, molecular function: phosphoric diester hydrolase activity. Gene Ontology annotation, biological process: lipid metabolic process.